GAAGAGUUGGGUGUACGGACACAAAGGCCAUUAGAAGUAUGCACAUAGAAGGAGAGUGUGUUUAGGAUUCUUUCCUCCUUCUGUCAGCAGAGAAGAACUAAUGCUAUCACUCAAAGAUGCCACUUGCACCGAGGCCAUCUACAAGCUGUGCUAAGCUGCAGACCAAACUGAGCGCCUGGACUCCUCUGAACCACCCACUGUCCAACAGCAAGGUGUUUGAAGAGAGGCGAAACCUUCUGGCCAAGUGGUUUGACAGGUGGUCUACCAGCCAGAGGAAGGCGGUGCUGCAGGACUUUGUGCUGAGCUGUUCAGUGGAGCAGCUGGCGUUUCUGAGCCUCAGCGUGAGCAGACGGCUCCCUCUGCAGGCCGCAGACUUCACCUGCCUGCUGCCCAGAGCCCUCUGCCUCUACCUCUUCUCCUUCCUGGACCCACGCAGCCUCUGUCGAUGUGCACAGGUGAGCUGGCACUGGAAGAGCAUAGUGGAACUGGACCAGCUUUGGAUGCCAAAAUGUGUGAGGCUUGGCUGGUGCAUCAACUCUUCCCCCACCCCUCUGGAGCAGGGCGUCUGGAAGAGACACUACAUCCAGACUGUGCAGGAGCUGCGCCUCACCUCGCUGCAGGCUGCCUCAUCUCAGCAGCAGUUUAAGGUUCCACAUGCAUCAGCUGUCAGCAGUAGAUAUGAAGAUCUUUCAGAAGUGGCCUUCAUAAGCGAAAAGCGCCCAGCGUCCACCACCCAGACACUUGGAGGCAUCUCCAGGGCGGGUUUAAGAAAGGAGAAGCAGCCGCCUGCACCGCCACCGUGGAGAGACUCUGACAGAUGUCCCAAAGACACACUACGCUUCAACUACUUGGACAACCUGGACCCCACUGAGCAAGCGCAAGUGAAGAGCAGAGCCUCCACCUGCCGCAGCAACACAUGGAAGCCAGACGCCGUCAGGAGCCAGAAAACACUGUCUGAGGCGCAUUACAAACUACGCAAAGCCAAAUCGCUGAUGUUCCUCAGCUUCAACAGCAGAACCCAACAUCCCUCUCCUCCUCCUCCUCCUCCUCCUCCUCCUCAUCAUCAUCCUCAUGAGUCCCAAGCUCGACCCUCUUGGGCAGCUCACAGUCACGACCACGCAGUCACCGCCAAGAGUAUGCUGCACCUGGCCCAGUGGAAUGCUGGGAUCCGUCCAGGGCCGGUGAGGUCAGCAGUGCCACGGCUGAGUGUGGAGGCACUCAGGGCUUCCCAGCGCUCACACCGGAGCGUUCCCAGUACACCACUGUUUGAGGCUCAGCCCUGGACUGCUGCACACACACAGACAAGGAGUGACGUUCACGUCCCACAUCAGGAAGACGUCAGAGCAAGGCUCAGAGCUGCAGCUUCAGACGGUGUAGUUUAAUGUAUUUUACAUAUGUAAUACAUUCUGCAACUACAUUUCUUCACAGGCUAUUUUGUGUUAAAACGGCACUGGAUGGAGAUAAAAAGCGACAUGAAAAUUAAGAUUCUUUUUUUUUUUUUUUUUUUACAUUUACUUAUAAUUAUUUUUGACAUUGUGUGAAAAGAACUGAAGAAAUAAAUCAGUCAUUGAGAAGUUUAAAGAACUUAUAUGUCCCCAUGACUUUACACUUUACAGAAAUCACUUAUGCACAAGAAAUGUUUUUUAAGAAGUAUUUUACAUAAGGUAUAAAUAAAGUUAGCAACCUUGUAGUUUUAAUAGGAACACAUCUUGAAUAUUUUAUUGGUUCUGUUUAAUGUCUAACAUUUAAAAAUAUAAAAGGUGCUUGUUUUCUUUUACAGAUGUAAUUCUUUAAAGGUACAUUGUGGAUUUUUCAACCACUGGCAGAGCUGUUUAGAUGAGUGGGUCCAAGUUUUGUUUGUAUAUUGUGUACACUCACAUGGUUCACAUGGUCUCCUAUGUAUAACAUAGUUUUGUUCUUUAAUUUCAAGCUAGUACUAAUAAGAAAACCAAAGGAAACAUGGUGUGUAUAAGAAAUGUACCACCUUUAUUAUCCAAUCCACACAUCCCAUUCAAUAUGCAAUACAAAGCCAAAGCAAUUUAUAUAAACAGUGAGUCUGAACUCCAAAAAAUAUUAAACAAUAACUGUCAGUUUAAACAAACAAACUGAUUUUGUCUCAGUAUUCAAAAACAACUUCUUGCAUUCAACACACAGUAGCAACACUUGGGGCAAAGAGGGAAGCUUCGUGUACAUCAAUCACCACGUGGCUCCUUCCGAACCACUUCAGUCAGAUAUGAAAUAUCAAUAUCAUACGUACACCUCGCUCCGAGUCUCGUCCAUGUACAGUUUUCACUCAUUGCAUAUAAAACAUUGCAUUCAAAGUAUGGCUCACACACACACGUAUAUAUUACUAAAUACAGGAGGAUCAAAAAUUAACAACAGAGCUAAAUGAAUGGUAGAUACCUGACGUGUUAAUUUAAUGUUAAUGAACUGAAUGUUAAGGUGUUAAUCAAAGGGCAGGAGUGUGUAUGGAUCAGUAUAUAUGUAUAUAUAUGGCUUAUGAAGUCAAAGUUGUGGAUGAAACAUAAAAAAUGUUGUCUUCACAGGUUAAGUCCUAAUAUUGUCAGCUUAUCAAAGUCUUUAAGGCAAUGUUGUGCUCCAUGAUAAGCCACAGACAUUUCCAUGAUGAUUGUGUGGUGAAGUCCUUGUUAUUCUCUGGGAAAGUGAACGUGGAAGGUUUACAUCAAAAAUAAAAUUGAUCUUAAAAACUGAUAGAAGUAUUUAUUGGUUGCAUCCUUUCAUAUACACUUUCUUCUCCAUUGGCCUUUAGAGAUUACAGUAAAACUGAACAGUGUAGCUUAAAGCAAUGUAGAACAGUCACGAUGAUGAGAUUGUCUGACCUCUUGCACAGGUUUGAGUACGUACGGAGCUGCUGCUCAGCUGCACACUGAGGGAAUGAACAAUCAGGAUCAGCUAAGGUUUGUAGAGUGAGUCAGGAUAUCAGUAAUACACAAUAGACUCUCAUAUUGGCUUGAUUAGUGAUCAUACCCACAAAAUGUGUGGAAAGUUUUGAAGGUCAUUCACUUUUACCUUGGCAGUCAAAAUUAAGGCAAAUUUUGGAGUGUUGAUUAUCUCAAAAUGUUAACUAUCAGGCUGUGAAACAAUCCUGAGUGUAGUUUGAUGAACAGAAGACAAAUAUGCUUUUAAACAUGUCAAACAAUAUCAAAAGUUCAUAUUUAAUUUGAAUCUAGUCACAUUAGUCUCACCAGUGGAGAUGAGGUGAUUUAUUCCUUUAAUACCUCUGGGAAUCGAUUCAGAGGUUUUAAACGAAUUUAUUUUCUUCUAAAGAGAAUGGAAACAUACUGUGGAGGCCCAUUUCUGCUGAAUAAAAAAAGAUCCUGUGAGUCAUUAUGGGAAACUUUAUUGAAAUAACGACUUCAUAUCUCAAAAUAAUCACUUAGUAAUGAGACAAUUUCUCAAAACGACUUAUACUUUUUCAUUAUUUUGAAAUACUCAAUCAUUGUUCUAAGACACUAACUCAUUUUUUUUCUAUAAUACUAAGUCAUUCUGAGUUACUACUGUGUUAUUUAAAGAUACUAGCUAAUUAUUUAGAAAUUUUAAAACAUUAUUUUGAAAUAGACUCUUACUUUGAAAUUCAAGUCAUUAUUUCAAGAUACUUCAUUAUUUUGAUAGAGUCAUUAUUUUUGAUCAAGUUUCUCAUUAUAAUGAAUAACAGGGUCAUUUUUACUCAUCAAACUGGCAGAAAUGGGCUUCCAAAGAAACCUAUAAAGGAAAGCAAUAUUCAAAAGAGCUUUCUUUCAAAAAUCUUUUUCAGUAAUAAACACAUAUUUAUUCAGAUUUUUUCUUUCUUUUAGAGAAAUGCAUUUUCUGUUUAAUACAAAAGCCACAAAGUAAGUCAUUUAAAACAUGGCAAAACACGCAACUCUCAUUCAGAGCGUUGCUACAAAACAUACAAAUAAAAUAUUUGGUGGGUUGAUUUGAUCUUUGUGUGUCGUCAUCGCAGCCUAUUCAAUCGGUGAAACCUCUUCAGAGCAAACUUUGACAUACUGGAUCUUACUGGAUGUGCAAAGUAACUUUUAUGUUCACAGUGGAUUUAUUUCAACAGUUGCACAAGACUGGAGUGUGAGAGAAAAAAGACAAAUACAAAAGCUGA
Molecule: messenger RNA, 4114 nt
Organism: Epinephelus moara (kelp grouper)
Lineage: Eukaryota; Metazoa; Chordata; Actinopteri; Perciformes; Serranidae
Gene: fbxo16
Product: F-box protein 16
Exons: 9
Coding region: 117-1382 (421 amino acids)
Molecular function (GO): protein binding
Source: RefSeq, a predicted model, not a curated record